This is a messenger RNA of Sipha flava (yellow sugarcane aphid), 2730 nucleotides long. RefSeq names its product matrix metalloproteinase-2-like. Gene Ontology annotation, molecular function: metalloendopeptidase activity; zinc ion binding. The transcript has 10 exons. Gene Ontology annotation, cellular component: extracellular matrix. Gene Ontology annotation, biological process: proteolysis; collagen catabolic process; extracellular matrix organization. The coding region runs from base 393 to 2279 and encodes 628 amino acids. The record is from RefSeq and is a predicted model, not a curated record. NCBI's taxonomy places the organism in Eukaryota, Metazoa, Arthropoda, Insecta, Hemiptera, Aphididae.
GAAUGAACGACCAGUGGUGCGGCCGUGGCGAACGCGUGCGGUUGUGUUUAUCGAUCAGCGUGCGGUUGCUUUUAUUUUUUUAUUUUUAUUCUUUUCUCCGGUCGUUCGUUUUCGUUUUUUUAUUUUUAAAAUUUUAUUUUCAACCGUUUCAACCGUCGCGCCUACACCGCGCACCGAUCGUUUUUUUUCGCACUGCCGAGUCGUACUCAUCGUUCCCGUGGAAUCCGAUCCCAUUUUCGAACGUUAUCCGGCUUCAGCGGCUGGCAAGGCAAGCUCGUCCGUAAUCCUCGUCUGCUCACGUGAGCUCUGCUAUUGAUUGUCAAGUAUGCUUGAGCGUCACGCAUUUUACUAAAACACAAACCCAAUAAUGAUGACUAUUCGCGUAUGAUAACAUGCAAACGAACCGAAUGUAUAUCAAGCCCAUGUUGUUCAAAUCGCUGUCUGUUCGAUGGUUACUUUUAGCCAUUUAUAUACAAUCGGCAUUUUCAAGACCUGUAGAACAAUCGAAUAAAAUAAGGUCACCUCCAGUCCAUGAAGAUGUGUAUGGAUAUUUGACCAAGUUCGGUUACUUGCCAGAAUCAGAUUUAGCAACAGGAAAUUUACAGACCGUCGAUCAACUACAUGAUGCUUUACGGACAUUACAGACGUAUGGAAACAUCCCAGUUACCGGAAAACUGGACGCGGAAACUAAAGAGCUGAUGCGAAAACCUAGAUGCGGUGUUCCCGAUGUCACUCCACCUGGAAGACAUCGGAACAAACGUUACACUUUGCACGGUCAGAAAUGGCAACACGUGAAUCUAACAUGGAGUUUGCGAACGAGGCACCUAGAGCGAAUGGAUCACGGAUGGGUAAGGUCAGAUUUACACAAGGCGUUGGAAAUUUGGUCCAAACAUUCCAAACUCACAUUCCGGGAAAUAAACAGUGAAACAGCGGAUAUACUGGUAUACUUUGAAAAAGGCUACCACGGCGAUGGAUAUCCUUUCGACGGGCGGGGUCAAGUGUUGGCUCAUGCAUUUUUCCCGGGCACGGGUCACGGAGGAGACGCGCAUUUCGACGUAGAAGAAGAUUGGCUGCUGAAUGGUGAACAAAACAAUGAAGGGACCAGUUUGUAUACAGUGGCUGCGCAUGAAUUCGGACACUCACUCGGUCUGGCCCACUCGUCGGUUGGAGGUGCGCUGAUGUCUCCAUGGUACCAAGGCUUACAGUCAGACUUUGAACUGCCCGACGACGAUCGGCUGGGUAUACAAGUCUUAUACGAUUCCAAAAACGACAAGAAAUGGGGAAAUAUACCCGUAUAUAGACCGGCUGCUCCAAGACCCAACUAUCCAAAUACCAUUCCCCCGAGGACUACGGUCAGGACCACUACUUCCUCUACUUCCACUACUACUCCGAGGACUACUACAACAUACACGAAUAUUAGAACAAGGCAACCAGAUAUACCUCCAGCUAACGAUAAACCGGACUUUUGCAAUACAACCUUUGACGCAGUAUCGAUUAUAAGGAAGGACCUAUUCUUCUUUAAGGGUAAAUACUCGUGGAGAUUAGGCGACAAGGGACUGUACUCUGGAUAUCCAGCACUCAUUAGCCGGCUGUGGUAUAACCUGCCCGAAGAUAUGAACCAAGUGGAUGCUGUGUAUGAAAGACAAGAUCACAAAAUUGUAUUCUUCAUCGGUCGCAGUUUUUACGUGUUCAAUGGAAACAUCCUAGUACCAGGAUAUCCGAAACCGUUAACAGCACUAGGGCUACCAGAAAGACUCGACCACGUAGACGCGGUAACUGUAUGGGGCCAUAACAGCAAGACGUACAUAUUCAGUGGAACGGAGUAUUGGAGGUAUGAUGACGAAACUGAUCGGAUGGAACUGGGCUAUCCUCGUGACAUAAUGACCAUAUGGAAAGGGGUGGGAUACAACCUUAAUGCCGCCUUUCAGUGGCAUGACGGUGCCACUUACUUUUUAAAGAACCGAGGCUUCUGGAAGUUCAACGAUCUACGGAUGCGCGUUGAACAGGAAGAGCCCAGGUCAAUCGGCGAGUUCUGGUUCAAUUGUACGACGACCACGGAUGGUGGCAAACAACGGCCACCAGUGAGAAGCAAGGGUCGGGUGACCGUGGUUACAGAUCGUUCCGCGGGCCGAGGCGGACGAUUGCUAUCCGAGGCCGAAUUUCCCGGCGAAAAGCCUUCCUCGGCCGCCAUUGCCAACGGUCUGCUGCAGCCGACGUUUCUAUCAUUACUUGUGUGGCCGGCAGCAAUGUUUUGGAGCUCUACGUGGCGGCUCUUGUGAGCACGUCAGACUACGUCAAGCUUCGGUCGUCGCCUACCCGGCCGGGGAACGUAGUACGGUACAUGUGGUUUCAAUGCGACGCAUACCACGACCCUCCCCCCCUCCUCGUACCCACGGUGUAAACCGUACGGGGCAUUGUGGUUGUACAUACCUUGACGACUAUGCCGAAUGCCGUCGCAGCGAUUUAUUAUCGUGUAAUAUAAUUUAUUUUGAUGUUGAAUAACAAUCGCUCGAACUUUAUUACAAUCACGUCCAAGCAUAUUUAGAGUCGAAAUUCAGGGACGUAUUUAGACUUUUGCUGCUCCUAAUCAACACUACGAUUUAGUCUCGUCCCCUCAUAAAAAAAAAAAAAAUCAACUUUGACGCAAUAAUUUUUCUUGUUCUCAAAUAAAGACUGAUGAACAGAACGUCAGAAGCUACACGAGACCUUAAAUUCAAUCCUGUCAUCAAG